Coffea arabica (coffee) is the source of this 4900-nucleotide messenger RNA. Its product is annotated as WAT1-related protein At3g30340-like. Gene Ontology annotation, cellular component: membrane. The record is from RefSeq and is a predicted model, not a curated record. Gene Ontology annotation, molecular function: transmembrane transporter activity. NCBI's taxonomy places the organism in Eukaryota, Viridiplantae, Streptophyta, Magnoliopsida, Gentianales, Rubiaceae.
CGUUGCACCGUCAAUGAUCCAAGAUUUGAUCUGAUAAGGGGAAUUAGAUUUUCAUAUUCUAAAUGUUUCAGGGAAACAUUAUAGGCCAUUAUAAAAGUUUGUCAAGCAAAUAAUCUUCUUAGCAUUUACCAGAGGCGAUGGACAAAAGGGAUUGUGUUGAUCAAUGGAAACCAGUGGCUGCAAUGUUUGGCGUUUGUUUUGCUUUGGCUAUUGUUAACAUAUGUCUCAAGAAAGCUCUGAAUCAGGGAAUGAGCCAUUUGCUCAUCGUCACUUACAGGCAGUCCAUCUCCACCAUUUUCUUGACCCCCCUUGCCCAUUUCUGGGAAAGGAAAUGCUGGAACAAUCUCACAGGUGGCAUAUUAUGUGGUCUUUUUUUCGGUGGACUACUUGGGGCCACGCUUACUCAAUAUUUCUUCCUUGUCGGGCUUAAAAAUACAUCAGCAACAUACACUUGUGCUUUCAUUAAUAUGGCGCCAGUUUUUACAUUCAUCCUGGCCCUGCCACUUAGGCAGGAAAAAGUUAACUUGAAAAACACGAGUGGAAGAGCAAAGGUGUUGGGCACACUAAUUUGUGUUGGAGGAGCCUUAGUUCUAAUUCUGUACAAAGGAAUGCCAGUGAUUAACGCGCCUAUAUCAUCCCCUGUAAUGCUCCAGAAAGCCAAGCAUGACACAGCAAAAUGGGUUAUUGGUUCGAUAAUUCUUGCUUUGGGUGGCAUUCUAUGGGCUUCAUGGUUUCUAAUUCAAGCUAGGAUUGGAAAGUAUUACCCUUAUCAGUAUUCUAGCACAGCCAUGCUGUCUUUCUGCAGUGCUGUCCAAUCAGCCAUCUUAUGUGCUAUCAUCGAAAGACCGAAUUCUUGGACCCUCAAAGGACCAUUACAGAUUUCUAGUAUCAUUUACGCUGGAGUUGUAGGAUCAGGUCUGUGCUAUGUAUGCAUGUCAUGGUGCGUCAAACAACGGGGACCUGUUUUCACUGCAGCAUUUAGCCCUUUCAUACAAAUUUUUGCUGCUAUCUUCGAUGUCUCAUUACUUCAUGAACAGAUAAAUCUUGGAAGCAUUCUGGGAUCCAUUCUUGUUGUCGUUGGUAUGUAUGUACUCCUGUGGGGAAAAAGCAAGGAAGUAGACCUUGAGCUUGAUAACAGGAAUGUUCAAGAAAAAGUUGGAGAUACCAACCACGCCUUGUCAGUCACUACGCCGAUAGAUGCCGGAUCAACAACUUCUGCAUAACUAAAGUCUUAUAUUGAAGCUCCUCUGCAUCUUUCAAGAAUUACAGUAUAUUUCGGUAUUUUCCAUCAAAGGAGGAAAUCUACGUGGAUACAAAAGAUUUCUUGAUCAGAAACCAAGAUUCAAGGUUCAGAAAUCACAAGAAGAAAUAAAGAAACAAUAAUGAUUUUUUCACCAUCGUGUUUUUUUUUUUCUUUUUUUGGGCACGACUAUAGCCGCCAAGGAAUUAUCUGCAUUGUUGACCAUAGAUUGCCUUUGAUACUUUGCAUCUGUUGUAUGCAUGUAAUAGAUUGUCUAAAAAGAAUAUAGCUUUUGUGGGAUAGAAUUUUUUUUGGAGUUUUUGUAGAAAAAUGUAAUGUAAGAUUUGAUAUAUGUAAAAUAGAAAGGUGAUUGAGAAAUGUGUUCACAAAAAAUGUAAAAAUUUUCUUAGAAAAUAGCAAUUCAAACAAGGCCAAUUUCCAUAUUAUACUCUUGGAAGAUUGCAUAUCUCUAAUUUUCUGCACACUACUUUGAAAUGCAAAUUGUGGCUCCACAAAAGUUCUUGCAUUCAUUUUUAAUUUCUCUAGAAUUAAAUCAACCACGGAGAAUUUGCGGAUUUGGUGUCUAAAUCCCUUCUAAAACAAAGAAACAAUAUGGAUGGUUGUAUUACACUAUUUCCUUAAACAGCACCCAUGAAAUAGAAGAGAAAGAUAUGAAUAUUUAUCAGACCCCAGAUUUAAAUGAAUUUCAAAUGCAUCCACACAAUUUGGAUCAACCCUCAACUUGGCAUGCAAAGAUUAACUUUUUAAUUCCUCUUUUAUUAUUAAUUAAUUGAUGAUCAAUUUUUUUCAAAAAAAAAAAAAUCAAGAGCAGUCAUUUGAAUAAGGAAGUUAGCAGAAAAUGAAGAUCUUAGUGCAAUAUAUCACAAGUGUAUAUAAUUCGAUCAAAGAAUAUAUCCCACCAAAAUAGCUGCCCUCUAAGCAUGAUUUUAGUUGCUAUAUUAUAAUUGGUAAUUUGAAAAUGCUUUUUGAUAAGAAAAUUAUUAAACAGUUUAGCUAAUUGGUGCUCAAUAAGCAUUCAUUUAGAGGGUUCUCAGUUACUAGUUUUUAAGAAAAGUGUAAGGUGUAUUUGGACCAUGAUUUUAGGCCUUUUUUUAGCAGACAAAGUUUUGUUAAAAUUCUAUCUACAUUUAUUUGUUAAAACAGUCUAAGUUCUAUUUUUAAAAUUUUCAAAAUACCCAAAGACACAUAUGCCAUUUCUUUUUCCACCACCACUCUUCCUCAUCCUUUCUACUUCCAUUACUGCUGCUGUGCACACCUGCACCGCCCUUCCUCUUAUUUCCUAGUGCCUCUUCCACCUUCCCUUCCCUCCUCCUUUCCUCUUUUUCACUUUCUCCUUCCACCCCUUGCUUCCCUUUCCCUCUUUUCUCCCACGUCCUUCUUCUUUCCCCUCCCCUCCUCUCUUUCGCUCUCUUCUCCUCUACCCACCAUCCUCCUAUUCUCUCUUUCCUCUCUUCCCCUCUUCCCGCACUCAUAUUUCCUCUCUCCCAUGAUCUUGUCGCGACCAAAUCUAGUCACACAUGUGCAUUAUAUCUUAUAUGUGAAGAUAAAUUUUACAAAAUAUCACAUGUUUUUUCUUCCUUGAUUGCAAUACAACACAUAUUUCUAUUCCUUUUUCGCAAAGUUCAGAAUCUACCUACUUAAAGUAAUUAUAUGCAUGACGAUUCUAAGCAGAAAAAGAAUAUUACUACUUUAAUUUGUUUUAUUUAAAAGAUUAAAAAAUAAUUGUUCUAUAGUAAAAACAAAAACUUAUAAUUUGAACAUCCAAAAAAUGUUAUGGGGUCUUUCCUUAUAAAUCAUGUAGAAGGGCAUUUUCAUCACAAAUUUUAAAUGGUUACAAUGAGUGAUAUUUUUGUCAAUUCAAAUGUUUUAAUAGUCAACUUGAUGAGGUGGAUUGAAAUAAAGAUGAAAUGAGAAGAAAUAAAUGUUAAGGUAUAAACUACUAUUUAGACCAAACCUUAAAGGGACUUUUUGUGAUUAACCCUUCAAACUGUUUUUCUUCUAUUUUUUUUCUUUUGCUGUUUUCAUAGUUGCAGAUAAUUAGAUAACUAGUGUGAAAAUGUGGAAGAGAGACAAAAAUAGAUAUUUUUCUUUACUUUUGCAUUCUUUUUUUUUCCUUUUAUGUAAAGAAAGAUGAAUAAAUUUCUGAAUCAAACAACCAGCUUUUGAUUAAACCUCGGGGAAUUGUGGGAGCAGGUCUGUGCUAGGCCUGUCAACGGGUCGGGUCCAGACCGGAAUUAAUAAAUCCGGAUCCAGACCCGUUAUACUGCAUAAGUUUCGGAUUCGGCCCGAAUACCCGACGGGUCUCCUAUCUUUCUACCAGACCCGCACCCGACGGGUCCCGGAUCAGUGUCGGGCCUACCCGACAAAAGGCUCGUCAAAAACCUAUUCAUGCUACAACUUCAGCACUUGAAAAUGCAGUCUGAUUUUUAUCACAUUCUCCUCUUAUAUUCAAAAGCAUAGCUAACCCCUCAGGAGUGACCCCAUGAAGGUUCCAAUAUGCAAUCCAAUCAAUACUCUCACCAUUAUCGAAGGGACUAUCAGGUCAAGAAAGGACUAGAAAUUUGUACAUCAAAGGAGAAACAAAAAGGAACAAGGUGAUGAAUCGUUUUUCCUAACAUCACCACAGCUCAAGAGUUACCAACAAGAAAAAAAAUGCAACUCCCAAUUUUUGGUAGAAAAUUCCACUCCAACUACCAAUACCUAGACAAAAAUGGCGAAUCCAAGAGACCAAAGCGUUUGGGGUCACAAUCACUAGCAAUCAUAAAUAUUCGUGAAGAUUUUCAGGAAAUUUGUGAACAUUGACCGCGUAUAAAAUUACUUCUAAGAGAAGGAAAACUGGAGUCCUUCUAAAUCCGUGUUUACCACAGUCAUGUACACGCGCACAUUUCCUUAUUGGAGGAGGAGCUAGCAGCCUCGAACGUUACAAUAAAGAAAGACUAAGGAUUUUCUAAACAAUAAUGGAGCAUUCUUGGGAACAUCUUCUCCUGUAUCAAUCUCAGAAGAAACACUUUGGGAAACCCCCCAAAAAAUUUAAAAAAAAAACACAUUGAAGAAAGUAAAUAACAGGUUGUAGAGAGCCAUGAAAAAUGAUAACUUAAAUGGGGUCGUUCUUGGGCUAAAAAAAAAAAUGCGAUGGUUCCUCCUUAUAUAGCAGAGACAAACAUCUAUACACAUCUAGCAUUAUGUCUGGGUUUCCCAAUACGCAGGGACAUACAGCAUAUGAAUAUUUCCCCUUUUCAAUUUCCCUCUUAGCAAUUUGUCACUGACCUGUGAUUGUGAGAAAGAAAGCUGGGCUGCUAGAAGCCUGGAAGAGCUGGAAGAGUUAGGCUUCUUUGGAGCUGCAACCGUCAGGCAUCAGAGAUAGAGAGAGCUCGCCGGCGUCAGAUAUGGAGAGAGCAAAAGAGAAGAGAGUGAGACUGGAAGAGCUGGGCUUCUUUGGAGCUGGCCAGACUCGACGGUUUCUUUGGAGCUGGGCUUCUUUGGAGCUAGAGAUGGAGAGAGUCAGAGAGCUGAGAGCGUCGCCGGUUUCAGUGUUUCACGGCGGACUGGUCACUGGCAGAGGCGGGAGGCGGGAGGCGGGAGGCAGAGCAAAAGAGAGAAGAGAGUGAGGGGAAAAAGGGAUGUGCGGCGGUGGGUAUU